Molecule: messenger RNA, 8660 nt
Organism: Scleropages formosus (Asian bonytongue)
Lineage: Eukaryota; Metazoa; Chordata; Actinopteri; Osteoglossiformes; Osteoglossidae
Product: neurogenic locus notch homolog protein 1-like
Exons: 34
Coding region: 183-7709 (2508 amino acids)
Biological process (GO): multicellular organism development; Notch signaling pathway; axon guidance
Cellular component (GO): signaling receptor complex; cell surface; plasma membrane
Molecular function (GO): calcium ion binding; signaling receptor activity; protein binding
Source: RefSeq, a predicted model, not a curated record
GGAGACAACAUCACGAGUGCGGAGGUCCAAGACAAAGAGUUUGCAGGAUUUGUUUAUUGUUCUGUUUGCUGCUAAGUUUUUAAAUUGUGUCUUUAAACUGAUUAUUUUUUUUUUUAAUCCUUCGGAUCUAUGCUAAUUCCAAGUGGAACAUCAAUAUACGACAUUUAAAGUAGAAAAAAGGAAUGUAUUAUUUCUUAGAGAAAGUAUUAACACUUCUGAUGUCACUGGCCGCUAUAGGACAAGGUUUGCGAUGUUCUCUGCCCACUGAGUCGUGCCUGAACGGAGGGAGGUGCAUCGCCUCCCCACAUGGCGAUGGAGAGUGCAGGUGUAUGGAGAGUUUUGUUGGGAACAGGUGCCAGUUUUCUAACCCUUGUAGCUAUUCUCCUUGCAAAAACGGUGGUACGUGUCGAGCGGUCAUUCAUGAGAACACAGUAGACUUCACCUGCGCCUGCCACCUGGGAUUUUCUGACCGCUUCUGCCUGACACCAACCAACAAUGUAUGUAUGAGCUCCCCCUGCAGGAAUGGAGGAACUUGCGAGCUGAUUAGUCUCAAGGAGUAUAAAUGCCGCUGUCCUCCAGGCUGGUCAGGUAAACUGUGCCAGCAGGCAGACCCCUGUGCUGCUAACCCUUGUGCCAAUGGUGGCCAGUGCACUCCCCUUGAAUCUCACUACAUCUGCACCUGCACCCCAUUUUUCACAGGGCAGACAUGCAAGCAAGAUGUCAAUGAAUGUGCCCUCAGCCCUUCCCCAUGCAAAAAUGGCGGGGUGUGUGUGAACCAGUUUGGCUCCUACCACUGCAGCUGUCCUCAGGAGUACACAGGUGCACAUUGUGAGGUUCCCUACAUGCCCUGCAGCCCCUUGCCUUGCCAUAAUGGGGGUACAUGUGUCCAAAAAGGAGAUGCCACUUACGAAUGCAUCUGUCUGCCAGGCUUCACAAGUCAAAACUGUGAGCACAACAUUGAUGACUGUCCAGAGCACCGCUGUCAGAAUGGUGGGACAUGUGUUGACGGAGUGAAUACCUAUAAUUGCCAGUGUCGACCUGAGUGGACAGGCCAAUUCUGCACAGAGGAUGUGGAUGAGUGUCAGCUUAUGCCUAAUGCAUGCCAAAAUGGUGGAACUUGCCACAACACUCAUGGUGGGUAUCACUGUGUUUGUGUGAAUGGCUGGACCGGUGAUGACUGCAGCGAGAACAUAGAUGACUGUGCUAAUGCGGCCUGUUACCAUGGUGCUACCUGUCAUGAUCGGGUGGCCUCCUUCUUCUGUGAGUGUCCUCACGGCCGUACAGGACUGUUAUGUCAUUUGGAUGAUGCAUGUAUCAGUAACCCAUGUCAGCGAGGCUCUAACUGUGACACCAACCCUGUUAAUGGAAAAGCCAUUUGCACUUGUCCCUUGGGCUAUUUUGGCUCUGCCUGUGACCAGGAUGUUGAUGAAUGCUCCCUUGGUGGCAACCCCUGUGAACAUGGAGGAAAAUGCCUGAACACCAAGGGCUCCUUUCAGUGUCGAUGCCUGCAGGGCUAUUCAGGGCCGCGUUGUGAAAUGGAUGUCAACGAGUGCCUUUCCAACCCUUGCAAGAAUGAUGCUACCUGCCUAGACCAGAUAGGUGGCUUCCAUUGCAUCUGCAUGCCAGGGUAUGAAGGAGUGUUCUGUGAAGUCAACACAGAUGAGUGUGCCAGCAUGCCCUGCCUGAACAAUGGGAAGUGUGUGGACAGGAUCAACACCUUCCACUGCGAGUGCCCCACAGGGUUUUCUGGAAAUCUGUGCAACGUGGACUUUGAUGAGUGUGCCAGCACACCCUGCAAAAAUGGGGCCAAGUGCACAGAUGGACCUAAUAAGUACACCUGUGAGUGUGCUGAAGGAUAUACUGGGCAACAUUGCGAGACCGAUAUCAAUGAGUGUUACUCAGACCCAUGUCAUUAUGGGACCUGCAAAGACGGCCUUGCCUCCUUCACCUGUAACUGUUGGCCUGGCUAUGUCGGGCGCCUAUGUGAGACCAACGUCAACGAGUGUUUGAGUCAGCCAUGUCAGAAUGGGGGCAUCUGCCAGGACAGAGAAAACACAUAUGUCUGUACAUGCCCAAAGGGCACCACAGGAUUAAACUGUGAAAUCAACCUUGAUGACUGCAAGAGCAAACUGUGCGAUUAUGGGACGUGCAUAGACAGGAUUGAUGGAUACGAGUGUGCCUGUGAGCCUGGCUACACGGGAGCAACGUGCAACAUCGACAUUGAUGACUGUGCUCCCAACCCGUGUCACAAUGGGGGCACCUGUGUUGAUGGCAUCAACAGUUUCAAGUGUGAUUGCCCUGAAGGGUAUAAUGAUGCCACAUGUCUCUAUCAGGUCAAUGAGUGCAUCAGUAACCCUUGUAUUCAUGGAUACUGUGAAGAUGAAGUCAAGAGCUAUAAAUGUGUUUGUGACUUGGGAUGGAGUGGCAUAAAUUGUGAAAUCAACAAUAAUGAGUGCGAAUCAAACCCCUGUAUGAAUGGAGGUACCUGCAAGGAUAUGACUGCUGCCUAUGUCUGCAUCUGCCCUAUGGGUUUCAGUGGUCCAAACUGCCAAACUAACAUCAAUGAGUGUGCCUCUAACCCAUGCCUGAAUCAAGGGACCUGCAUUGAUGACGUGGCUGGCUACAAGUGCAAUUGCUUGCUACCAUAUACUGGAGAGAACUGUCAGAAAGUAAUGGCUCCAUGCAGCUCAAAACCUUGUAAAAAUGGAGGAGUUUGCCAGGCAUCAGAGGACUACAGGAGCUUCUCCUGUGUAUGCCCCGAAGGAUGGCAAGGGCAAACAUGUGAAGCCGACAUCAAUGAGUGUGUAAAAAAUCCUUGUCACAACGGUGCCACAUGCCAAAACAUGAUUGGUGGCUACCGGUGCAGCUGCAAGCCUGGGUUUACUGGUCCAAUCUGUGAGACAAACAUUGAUGACUGCAAGCCCAAUCCUUGCAGCAAUGGUGGUUUCUGCAAAGAUGAGGUCAACAAUUUUGUGUGCACUUGCCUGCCUGGCUUCCGUGGCCAAAAAUGUGAGGAGGACAUCAAUGAGUGUAACAGUAACCCAUGUAAGAAUGGAGCUAACUGCACUGACUGUGUUAACAGCUACACCUGCACUUGUCCGGCUGGUUUCAGUGGCAUUCGCUGUGAGAACAACACGCCUGAUUGCACAGAGAGUUCCUGCUUCAAUGGUGGGACAUGUGUCGAUGGGAUCAACAGCUUCACCUGCUUGUGCCCACCUGGCUUUACAGGCAACUAUUGCCAGCAUGAUAUCAAUGAAUGUGACUCCAGACCCUGUUUGAAUGGGGGCACUUGCCUAGACACUUAUGGAACCUACAAGUGCACCUGUCCCCAGGGUUACACAGGGCCAAACUGUCAGAACCUGGUACGCUGGUGUGAUUCAUCCCCCUGUAAGAAUGCUGGCACCUGCUGGCAGACUGGCAUCUCAUACAGCUGUGAAUGUCAGAGUGGCUGGACUGGACUCUACUGUGAUGUACCAAGUGUCUCCUGUGAUGUGGCAGCCAAACAGCAAGGACUGGAUGUGGCUCAACUGUGUAAGAAUUCUGGGCAGUGUCUGGAUACUGGCAACACCCACUACUGUCAUUGCCAAGCAGGGUAUACAGGCAGCUAUUGUGAGGAACAGGUGGAUGAAUGCAGCCCCAAUCCUUGUCAAAAUGGUGCCAUCUGCACAGACUAUCUGGGAGGAUACACCUGCGAGUGCGUGCCGGGGUACCAUGGGGUGAACUGCUCCAAGGAGAUCAAUGAGUGCCUCUCCUACCCCUGCCAAAAUGGAGGCACCUGUAUCGACCUAAUCAAUACCUACAAGUGCUCCUGCCCCCGAGGGACACAAGGUGUCCACUGUGAAAUUAACAUGGAUGACUGCACACCAUUUGUUGACCCCAUCACUCACGAGCCCAAGUGCUUCAACAAGGGCAAGUGUGUGGACCGUGUUGGUGGCUACAGCUGCAUUUGUCCACCAGGGUACGUGGGAGAGCGCUGUGAGGGGGAUGUUAAUGAGUGCCUUUCUAACCCCUGUGACCCACGAGGCACCCAGAACUGCAUUCAGCUCACAAACAACUAUCACUGCGAAUGUAGGAUGGGCUACACAGGGAAGCACUGUGAAGCAGUGUUUGAUGGCUGUCAGGGCAAGCCCUGUCACAAUGGAGGUACUUGUGCUGUAGCAAGCAACACUCCACGGGGUUUCAUCUGCAAAUGCCCAGCAGGCUACAAUGGUUCUACCUGUGAGAAUGAUGCUCGUUCCUGUGGCAGCCUGCACUGUCAAAAUGGGGGAACUUGUAUUUCAGGGCACAAGAGCCCAAAAUGUCUAUGUACUGAAGCCUUCACGGGGCCUGAAUGUCAGUACCCAGUGGACAGCCCCUGCAAUUCUAACCCCUGCUACAAUGGGGGCACUUGCCAGUAUAUGGUUGAGACACAUUUAUACCACUGCAUUUGCCCCAUGAACUUCAAUGGUCUUCUCUGUCACAUCCUUGACUACACCUUCUUGGGGGGAUUUGGGCGGGAUAUCACACCCCCACCUGAGAUCUCGGUGAGCUGUGAGAUUGCACAGUGUGAGGAGCGCCGGGGCAACAAAAUCUGUGACAGCUUGUGUAAUAAUCAUGCUUGUGGCUGGGAUGGUGGGGACUGCUCGCUCAACUUUGACGACCCCUGGCAGAACUGCACAGCCUCACUGCAGUGCUGGAGAUACUUCAAUGAUGGCAAAUGUGAUGAGCAGUGCAACAGUGCUGGCUGCCUGUACGAUGGAUUUGACUGCCAAAGCAUGGAGGGCCAGUGCAACCCACUUUAUGACCAGUAUUGUAAGGACCACUACGCAGAUGGUCAUUGUGACCAGGGUUGCAACAAUGCAGAGUGCGAGUGGGAUGGCCUGGAUUGUGCCAACAAUAUGCCAGAGAAGCUGGCAGAAGGGAGUCUGGUGCUGGUAGUGCAUAUUCUACCAGAACAGUUGAAGAACAACUCCUUUGGUUUUCUGCGUGAAUUAAGCCGAGUACUACACACCAAUGUGGUUUUCCGCAAGGACAGCCACGGAGGUCCAAUGAUCUACCCCUAUUAUGGCAGCCAGCAGGAACUGAAGAAGCAUAAUAUCAAACGUUCAGUAGACACCUGGACCCAGAUCCCUGGUGAUGUCUUCAGCCAAAUGAAGAUGAGCAUGCACACCGUUGUUAAUGCUCGUCACCGCAGGGAACUGGACACCAUGCAAAUCAAAGGGUCAGUUGUGUACCUUGAAAUUGACAAUCGCCAGUGCUACCAGCAGACCACUGAGUGUUUCCAGAGUGCCACAGAUGUGGCUGCAUUCCUGGGAGCAUUGGCUUCCAGUGGCCAUCUGAAAGUUCCCUACAUCAUAGAGGCCGUCACCAGUGAAAACGAGACUCAGCCAACCUCGGAAAUGUACCCAGUUUAUGUGGUGCUGGCAGGCUUGAUCCUCCUGGCCUUUAUCGGCGUGGGCAUGGUGGUCUCCCGUAAACGGCAGCGUGAACACGGACAGCUCUGGAUCCCAGAGGGAUUCAAAACAAGUGAUCCGAACAAAAAGAAGAGGAGAGAGCCGGUUGGGGAGGACUCUGUGGGACUAAAGCCACUGAAAAACUCCUUAGACAUGUCCUUGAUUGAUGACAACCAGAGCGAGUGGGAAGAAGACAUGGCAUCUGACACCAAACGCUUCAGGUUUGAGACAGCAAUGCUGGAUUUAAGUGACCAGACAGACCAUCGGCAAUGGACCCAGCAGCACCUGGAUGCAGCUGACCUUCGAAUUCCAUCUAUCGCGCCCACACCACCACAAGGCGAGAUUGAAAGUGACUGCAUUGAUGUCAAUGUCCGUGGGCCAGAUGGCUUUACCCCCCUGAUGAUUGCAUCCUGCAGUGGUGGAGGUCUUGAGAUGGGAAACAGCGAGGAAGAGGAGGAUGCCUCUGCAAACGUUAUAUCUGAAUUUUUAUAUCAGGGUGCUAAUCUGCACAAUCGGACAGAUCGCACAGGCGAGACUGCACUACAUCUUGCAGCUCGCUAUGCUCGUUCAGAUGCUGCAAAGCGCCUCUUGGAGGCUAGCGCAGAUGCCAACAUCCAGGACAACAUGGGUCGGACUCCGUUGCAUGCUGCUGUGGCUGCUGAUGCUCUGGGAGUUUUCCAGAUUCUGAUCCGGAAUCGGGCCACAGACCUGGAUGCACGCAUGUAUGACGGCACCACUCCAUUGAUCCUGGCAGCUAGACUAGCAGUAGAAGGCAUGGUGGAAGAGCUCAUUAACUGCCAUGCAGAUGUCAAUGCCAUUGAUGAUUCAGGCAAAUCAGCCCUACAUUGGGCAGCAGCAGUGAACAAUGUAGAUGCUGUCAUAGUUUUGCUGAAGAGUGGUGCCAAUAAAGACAUGCAAAAUAAUAAGGAGGAGACCCCCCUUUUCCUCGCUGCUAGAGAAGGAAGCUACGAGACUGCAAAGGUCCUGUUGGAACACUUUGCCAACCGAGAGAUCACUGACCACAUGGACCGAUUGCCACGGGACAUUGCACAGGAGCGCAUGCACCAUGACAUUGUUCAACUACUAGAUGAGCAUAGCUUGGGGAGGAGUCCAGCCAUACACAGUGGCCCCAUAAGUGCCACGCUCUCACCCCAGCUGUGCUCUCCAAACAGUUACCUUGGUAGUAUGAAACCUUCAGGUCAAAGCAAGAAGCUCCGAAAGCCCAAUGCUAAGGGAAUCUGCUGCAAAGAUGGUAAAGAUAUGAAGGUCAAGAAGAAGAAAAAUCAGGAUGGGAAGGGGAGCCUACUAGACAGCUCUGCUGUACUCUCACCUGUAGACUCCCUGGAUUCUCCACACGGGUACAUGUCAGAUUCAGCAUCCCCGUCCUUAAUAACAUCUCCCUUUCAACAGUCUCCUUCCAUGUCCCUCAACCACCUUCAGGGUAUGUCUGACACCCAUGUUGGGAUCAGUUCCUCAGGCAUAGUAGGCAAGCAGGAUCUGGGUGGAAUGCAGUUUGAUCAUGGGCCACCCCGUCUCUCCCAUCUCCCUGUGUCCAGCCCCAGCAGUUUAGUUUCAAUGACCCAAGGCAUGGGCAGACCUGGUGGGGUCAUGACCAGCCAGUGUGACUGGCUCUCUAGGAUGCAUACUGGCCUUGGUCAGCAAGGACUUUUUAAUCCCAUGAAUGGGGCAGGAGGGCUGCAGCAUGGUAUGUUGCCCUCCUUGCAAAAUGACAUGCCUGUCACCACCCUCUCUACAAUGAUAGGUUAUAGAGGCCUGCAGAGCAACCACCUCAACAUGCAAACACAUGUCAUCCAAGUGCAGCAGAUGCCACAGGUACAGCAAAACCAACAGCAGCAGAGCCUUCAAGUUCAGCACCAGAAUUCGAACACAGCCACCAAUGGCCCUGUCAUUAGCCAGAGUUUUAUAAGCAGUGACCUAAAUAGCUCUGAUGUACAGCCUGUGUCUGGCAGCAUAGCAGUUCACACCCUCCUGCCCCAGGAGACUCAUGUCCUUCCCUCACCACUUAGUCAGACAAUGGCUAGCACACAAUUUCUUACGCCACCUUCUCAGCACAGCUACACUGCCCCUUUGGACAAUACUCCCAGCCACCAGCUACAGGUGCCUGACCACCCUUUCCUGACACCCUCUCCAGGAUCCCCUGACCAGUGGUCAAGCUCUUCCCCACAUUCUAAUAUGUCUGACUGGUCAGAAGGGAUCUCCAGUCCUCCGACUAGCAUGCAGUCAAAAAUAGGACAUGUACCUGACCAAUUCAAAUAGAAUACGUACACUUGGUCAAGACAGGCCAUUUUAUAAUUCCAUGUUAUCUGUGAACUUCUCCAUUUACUAAAGACUAGAAUUCUACUUAGAGAAAUUGACAAAUUAGGACAAGGAAGCUUUGAAAGAAGAAUCAUUUUAUAAUAUUUUAUACUAACAAAAAGUUAUAGUAUUCAUUUUGUAUUUAUAAUUAUUAUUUAUACUUUUAUGUCUGCGAAAAGAAUAACAGAGGCCAGAAUGCUGCGCUCAGAAUGAAGAAGGAAAAAUGUGAAGAUAAAGCUUUAAAGUGUUCUUUUUUUGUUUGGUCUAUGGGAAAUUUCCUGAUGGAUGGGUAUUUAUUUCUUAUUUUUAAGUUAAAUUUUGUUGUAUAUUUUUCUAUAUUUUCUUUUAAAUAAGGCAAAAUGUAUUCCUUUGUGUAAUAUUUUUAAAUUAAAAACUGUACAGUUCCUAAGGUUUGAGUAUUUACAUUUAAUUUUCUUAAUUGUUUUUAGUGUUAAAUACAGGGUCGUUGCAUUAUUUUUGGAAACCAAAACAGACUAUUUGUAGGACUGACUUUUUUGUUAUGCAUACUGAAUCUUUAUUUUGAUGGUGUAGUACAAUUUUUUCUCAUGUUACUUCAGCUUUACUUCCAAAAAAAUAAUUCUGGAGCGACAGUUGACUCAGAGCCUCCCACCUGUAGAUGCAUUCAAGGACAGGAAGCCAGAGGCUGCUUGACAAAAUUUUUUUAUUUAGAGCACCUGUAACUGGUGUAUGUCAAAUAUGCUUAAUGUACAGAUUAUGAAUUAAGAAGGAUUUUGCUUUAGAAAUUGUCUUAAGCAUGUUAGAGAUGUUUAAAUAGGACUUUCAUUUGUGCAGAACAUGUCCUUUACUGAGGUUAAUUAAGAGCAUUACUGUCCCUUUGUAUUAGUUAUUUAUUAAUUGGUUUUUUUAAACUGAUUAGGACUGCUUGACUCU